AGAGUUGAUCAGAAACGGACACGAUCGUAACCGAGCUGUUUUUACACUUAUUUUAUUCCACCACUGCCUUUACUUCGCCCUUUCACCUGAAGGACAGUAAGACGUUGAAUGAACUGGGGCAUGUUGUCACACUACGUGGGCCUUGCUUGCAUUCAUGGAGGGUUCUGAGGGAUUAUGGGAUGCCGCCUCCGUCUACAUCUCAGAUCUCGUCUCCUGCACCAACCGGACCAACAGCACCAACUCCAGCACAUUAGGGGGCAUUGUCCUGUUACCUUAUUACCAGCAUUCGCUGCCGACGGCCACACUCUUCACGCUGGCGUAUCUCUUCAUCUUCCUGCUGUGCCUGAUGGGUAACGGUCUGGUCUGUGCCAUAGUCUUGAGGAACAGGCACAUGAGAACCGUCACCAACAUCUUCAUCCUGAAUCUGGCCGUCAGCGACCUGCUGGUCGGGAUCUUCUGCAUUCCCACGACGCUAGUGGACAACCUCAUCACAGGUUGGCCUUUCAGCAACACGAUAUGCAAACUGAGUGGUCUGGUGCAAGGAAUGUCUGUCUGUGCCUCCGUUUUCACAUUAGUCGUCAUUGCUGUGGACAGGUUUCGCUGCAUCGUUUACCCGUUCAAGCCCAAACUUACGCUCUUUGUCGCAAAGGUGUCAAUCGGGGCGAUAUGGGUGCUCGCUCUCACCAUAAUGUUUCCCUCGGUGUUAAUGUUGACCGUCGACCAAGAAAAAGGGCAUUUCAUGGUUCACAGUGACAACAGCACAUACCCGCUGUACUCCUGCUACGAGACCUGGCCCGACCCGGAGAUGAGGAAAGUGUACACCACUGUCCUGUUCGUUCACAUAUACGUCAUUCCCCUGGCACUCAUCAUGCUCCUGUACGGCCGGAUCGGCGCAAAGCUGUACGCCACAGCCAUCCUGACCAGCGCCGAGCAGCCCGAUGUUCCCGUGUCCAGCAAAUGUCCUGCAUCUCAAAGAAAGGUCCGAGUGAUAAAGAUGCUGAUUGUGGUGGCUCUGCUCUUCAUGCUGUCCUGGCUACCGCUGUGGACGCUUAUGCUGCUGACCGAUUACGCCCGUCCAGACGAAGAAAAUCUGGAGCUCCUGACCAGCUAUAUAUUCCCUCUCUCUCACUGGCUGGCCUUCUCCAAUUCCAGCGUCAACCCCAUUAUCUACGGCUACUUCAAUGAGAACUUCAAGAGAGGCUUCCAGGCCGCGUGUCAGCAUCAGGCUUGUUGCUGGGCCCAAAAGAAGACGAGAUUCAGAAUCAAACAGCCCAGAGCUGGAAGCCCUUUGAAUAUGGCUGUUAGCUGCCAACCGCUCAGUCUGGGCUCGAGAACGAACCGGAUCUUCACCGAAAGCGACCUGACGGGAUGCGUUCGCCUGGAGCUGGAGCACCGGAGGGUGUCGAUGGACACCAAGGGCUCUUCAGCCGAAGGGGGAAACAGCAGCAUGUCUAUAAAAAAGGAAAUUCACUCUGAAGAGAUUGAGAAGGUGUCUUCAGCAGGAGGGAAAAUAUACAACGCCUGGGAGCAUUGAAACCACCGUAGACUGAUGUGUGUCAGCCAUCCUGAUUAAUCGGCUGACAUUUGACAAGCUUCUGUUUUCAGUUCUCAAUUUCUUAGUCACAUUUAUUUCUAUAGCGCUUUAUAUAAAACAAAUUGUUUCAAAGCAGCUUCAUAUAGGGCCCUAUAAUUUCUGCAGUGCGGAAAAAGCGGAUGGAUCCAGUCAUAAAAAUGUAAUUUACUGUAUAACGCGGAAUGUCACAGAUUUUGUCAAACUUUUAAUCAAAAGUAGCUCAUUACACUUAAAUCAAAUGGCGAUAUGGACCAGUAUCUGUAACUCUUUAAGCCCUGUUCACACCAAGAACGAUAACUAUAAAGAUAACUAUAUUUAUAUGGGGAAAAAAUAGAACUGAUUUCAUAGGGCCCUAUUCCUAGUAAUAAACAGGAUGACAAUCAAUUGAUCGUUUGCAAAGACCCGCCUUCCUUAGUUACUGUUGCUUUCAAAUGUUGUCAUUUUUAAAGAAAUUCAAACAAUAAAUACCGUUUUGUGGCUCUUUAAAGGUGCAAUAGGUGAUUGUCUUCAGAAACACUUUUUGUUAUACUGGUUGAAAGUCUCUUCACAUCCCGAUAGCAAUCAUUAAGUUAAGUCUAAAUGUAUUUAUCUGUAUUUAUAUAUUCUGUGUAAGGAGUAGGACCAAGAAAUGUUCGUCCAAUCAAAACGCUCGGUCCGAGCGUUUUUAUUGACUUUCCUACCUGCCUGUCAACGUAUGUAUUUGCAUACCUCUGCGCACCCUGUUUGCGCAGACAGGAUCCGUCAUCAGCGCGAUCACAUACGCUAUUGCAGACAGAGCGAGAAUGGCAGACAAACAUCAACAACCCGAUCUUCCUUCCUGGCAUUGUAGUACUUUUACUAACUGUACUAUAAAGUUUUCUCACCGGUGAAUGACACAUGAUGUAGCCCAGCGGUUCCCAAUUCCAGUCCUUGCGCACCCCGUCUCUGCAUAUUUUGCAUGUCUCGCUUAGUUAACACACCUGAAUCAGAUAACCAGCUCGUUAGAAGAGAGCUACGUGCAUGAACUGUGUUCCGAUUGACAUGCUCCCUACACAGUGUUCAUUGCUCCCUACUCCCUGAGCAGGGAAAUCCGUUGGAAGUUUAGUUCACUUUGGAACAUUCAUUCAAGAAUUUGCGCUGUGCAGUGUCUUCACACACAGACAAAACGUACGUCUCGCACAUGUCCACUUCGCAGGGCACUUACGUUUGAAUAGAACAAGCAUCGCAUGUGAUAAUAGAUACAUAUGAAAUGUGAAAGGGGGGGUGCGAGGAUUAGAAUUGGGAACCGCUACUAGCCCAGUCAGGUGUGCCGUGGAAAAUUAUCCAAACUUCAUAUCGCUAUAAUAUUUCGUUAAUAUCAUUUUAAAUCAGUGCUAUUGGUCUUCCUUAUGUCUGUUUGAGGGCUUUACAAAUAUUUAACCAAUUAAGGGCUUGUCAGUAAAACUUCGUAACGCCAUUGGAUCCUCAAACUAUCAGCGAAACCUCGUAACUUCACCCCGCCUCCAUUCAGAUUGACACGCCGCUCACAGCCUGGAGGAGACAGAUCUCCGCUUUUUCGCAAUGCAAGGGUAAAUAAAUAACUUAUGUUUGAAUAAGAACAGCUUUUUCUUUACUUAAACACUAUGUCUGGCUAAUUAAAGGCAAAUUUUUUGUGUGUUUGAAGAGUGGAGAAGAGUUAGCCUACAUUUGCCAUCUAGUUGUAGCCAAUAUACAUUUGUACGUUGUAAAUAUCCUGUGCAUAUAGCGCUUCAUAUCAGAGAUUUUGUGUAUUAAACAACAAGAAAAGCCAAGCGCCCAUAUAGGUACAAUAAAUGUUAUAACCUGUAAUGUUAAGUUGAUGAAAGCGUAAUGCGAUGCACUCAGAUACAGCCGUUCUAAAGACUAGACAAAACACAGAUCUCCGUCAUUCGCUGGUCAAAAACCUUGUUAACUCCAUUUGAGCUUGAUUUUCACACAAUGUUAAGUGCAAGUGUCUGCUAGAACCACAAUAUCAACUCUGACGAUGCAGUGUUUAAUUUGUGGUUAAGGCUAGAAGGGACACACUACUGGGUAUGCGCAUUUACAUAUUUUCCAAACCAACAAAAUAACAUAAAACCUAUGAAAAUGAUUUUAAAAAGCAUAUGGCGCCAUAGUGUCAUCAGUGCAGUAAAGGACUUGUCACAGUUUAAUGAGUGGGAAGAUGGCAUGAAGCAAUGCGAGGUUCAUGUGCAUAUACAGCUCGGGGCGAAGUUCAUGGGAUUUUGUCCACAAAAUAAGAGCACACGUUUUAACAUUAUUUUAUUAUUUAACACUCAGUAUUUUAACUUAAGCGCUGCAAGCCAUGCAUACAGCGCCGGACGUGACAUGUUUUCUGGUAGAAAAACAAGUACUUUAAAAGAAUACCGUAGCUUUGUUGUUUAAAGUUGUUUAAAAUAAUUUUGGUAACACUUUAGAAUAGGGAACACUUAUUCACUAUUUACUACGACUUUUCCCUCAAUAAAUUCCUAAUUUGCUGCUUAUUAAUAGUUAGUGCGGUAGUUGUUAAGUUUAGGUUUUGGGUAGGAUUAGGGAUGUAGAAUAAGGUCAUGUAGAAUAAGGCAUUAAUAUAUGCCUAAUUACUACUAAUAAAUGGCUAAUAUUCUAGUAAUAUGCAUGCUAAUAAGCAACUAGUUAAGAAAUCCUAAAAUAAAGUGUUACCAUAAUUUUAUUUAUAAAUUAAUAAUGUUUAUUUUUAUUUAAAAUUUAUUUAUUUUAGUUCUGAAAAAUAUUUUUGAAAGUCUCUUCUGCUCACCAAGGCUGCAUUUAUUAAUCAAAAAUACAGUAAAAUCGUGAAAAUAUCUGUUUACAGUGUAAAAUAUCUGUUCUCUAUGUGAAUAUAUGUUCAACUGUCAUUUAUUUCUGUGAUCAAAUCAUAAUUUUCAGCAUCAUUACUCCAGUCUUCAGUGUCACAUGAUCCUUCAGAAAUUAUUCUAAUAUGCUGAUUUGAUGCUCAAGAAACAAUUCUGAUUAUUAUCAAUGUUGAAAACAGUUGUGCUGCACAAUAUUUUUGUGAAAACGGUAAUACAUUUUAUUUUUCAGGAUUCACAGAUGAAUAGAAAGUUCAAAAGAACAGCAUUUAUUGGAAAUAGAAAUCUACUGUAACAUUAUAAAUGUCUUUACUGCAUCCUUGCGGAAUAAAAUUAUUACUUUAUUUAAAAAACAAACUUACUUUCUGCAGACAAAACUAACAAGAAUAAAGCUCUCAGAUUUAGGUCGUUCUAUGAACUAAUCAUGAAUGUUAAUUAGAGAAGAGUUAAAUGCACAAGAUGAACGUGAUAUCAAUUUACAGGCAACACUGCUAUUCCUUAAUAACUCUAGAUGAUUGUCUUUGCGUCAGAUUCACAGUAACAUCUGCCUGGAAACAUAUGCAGCGUUUUGUCAUUUAGCCUUACGGAGGAAAUGUGUGUGAGCUGACAUUUAACGAGUGAAAUGAAUUUCUCUCCCUCUCUAUUGAAAAACAAUAGAGCUAUUGACAAACGGAAGCAUUUCUGAGAAAAUGACAGGAAAACUACAGACACCUGCAGCAAAUUACAGCACUGUGAGCCUCUCUCACGGCAGAAAGUCAUAAUUUCCCAUGAGAGAUGAAGUUCUGUUCUUUACCAGCAAGAAUAUGCUGGAAAAUGAAGGAUUACUCUGUUUACAUACCUGGAGUAUUGAAGAUGAAAAUCGAAUGUCCUCAGAGCCACUUGAACCUCAGAUAUGUUUUUAGUAUUUAGCUGAACCUAAAUUGUAUGCUGCUCUACGUUUACAGAAGUUAUUAGAGUCAACAUAAAGUCAACAUUUAUUUUCUUAAUUUAUAUUCCUGGUCUUACUCAUCAGUGACAUUCUUCUAAAGAACAAAUGUUUGUCUUCAUAAUGUUUCAUCAAAAUUUAAUAGCGUUUCCUUUUCACUGACAUCACUUAAGAUUCAUCCGAUGGUGUUUUGUUAACUGACCCAAAACUUCAGUAUAUAACAGCCUCUUUUUCAGUCUAAUCAAAUCCUGAUGGAUGAAAUCAAAUCCUGCCUGACUUUUUGCUGUUUUGUUCUGUUUCUGUCCUAAAUACAUGUCACAUUAUAAAACUAAAUGAGCUGUUUCAUACUAUUUUCUGUUAUUUUCUUUUGCAGAAUGAGCCAAAAAAUAAACUCCUGAGUAAGAUUGAUUUAUAUGCAGCAUAAUUUCAAAUAUGGGAGUGAUUUUAUUUACAUUUUCUUUAAUAUUUAUAUUACUGUGACAAAUGGCAUAUGAAGUCAGUCAUUUAUCAUGAAGCACAAUGUGGCAUUAAUCUGAGUGAAACUGAUGUUUUAAUAAGGUUUAUUAGCCUGUUUUGACGUUUUCUUAUACAGUGUGUCUCUUGGGGUCUUUCAGUGCUUGCAGUGGUGUAAUAUUCUGCAGGUCGCUGACGUGAACCACCACAUCACGCUUUUAUUUUUAGAUGUUGUUUGUCUUGCUGUUAUGCUACCAACCUACUAGACUGACAAUUUAUAUGAGACCUUUAACGGAGGAAUAAUCCUGAUCCAAGUUUGUACUUUGAUCUUAAAGGAAUAGUUCACCCAAAAAUGAAAAUUUGCUGAAAAUGUG
Onychostoma macrolepis is the source of this 6129-nucleotide messenger RNA. RefSeq names its product neuropeptide FF receptor 1 like 3 (gene npffr1l3). Lineage: Eukaryota; Metazoa; Chordata; Actinopteri; Cypriniformes; Cyprinidae. Gene Ontology annotation, cellular component: membrane. The record is from RefSeq and is a predicted model, not a curated record. Gene Ontology annotation, biological process: G protein-coupled receptor signaling pathway. Gene Ontology annotation, molecular function: peptide binding; neuropeptide receptor activity. The coding region runs from base 155 to 1534 and encodes 459 amino acids. The transcript has 5 exons.